Messenger RNA from Pangasianodon hypophthalmus (striped catfish), 1566 nucleotides. RefSeq lists its product as uncharacterized. Lineage: Eukaryota; Metazoa; Chordata; Actinopteri; Siluriformes; Pangasiidae. The coding region runs from base 372 to 674 and encodes 100 amino acids. The transcript is spliced from 4 exons. The record is from RefSeq and is a predicted model, not a curated record.
UGGGAACAACAGCCGAAAAUUGAACACAAGGAAGAAGUUCAGAAUGGUGUACCGCGUCGAUGCGGCGUAUUGACUGCUCUCGGUGCUUUGGAGCUACAACAACGGUGCAUUUCCGGUUGUUCUGAGAGCUCCAGGGGGUGUAAUUUGGGAGAAAAUUGAUUCUGCGAUUUGGGCUGCAGUGCAUGCUUGUUAGUGUUUCUGAAAGGCAGUGUGGAGUGUGAUUAGUUCUCACUGGUUGGGUUGGCUUGGCUUGGCUUGGCUUGGAUUGGAUUGGACUGUUCAGUUCAGCCUCCAGCCCUGGUGUCUAAUACAUAAAGGAAGUCUGACCUUGUUGAAGAGAGAGAGAGAGAGAGUGUGAGAAACCCUUCAUCAUGUCCAUGGAUUGUGUAAGUUCACUAGUGCACAGUAAGAGACAGAGGGAGGAAGAGCACAGCCAGUGGGACUGCCAGUCGAAAAGAGCAUGCACUGGAUUGGGAAGAUGCAUCGAGGUCAGAUGUGAUGUUGUGAUGGACAGCACAAUGGACUCAUGGGACACGCCACAAGCUGGCCAUCAAAACAGCGCCGGUGCAGAUCACCACGUCACCACAAUGGUUCAUGGCACAGCUCAGCAAUCCUGUCCCAGGUGCAUGGCAGGAGAACCGGGCCAUAUAAAUCAUAUCAUGCAGAGGUAUUGAUCACAAGGUCAGACAGGUCCUGGAGAGGAUGAAUAAGGAAGCAGACUGCAUGGAUCGCUGGGAGUGGAGGAACAGCCUGCACUUUGGCCAGUUCAUAUCACAACACAUUUUGUGCCUUAUUUAUAACCACAAGUACUCAAGUUCUCAGUUCUAAUGUAGCCUGUGGGUUUUUUUUUCUUUUCUGCUUUUUUUUUUUUUUUUUUUUUUUUUUUUUUAAAUAUCAGCACUUAAAUGACUGCUGAUCUAAUAGAAGGGCUGGCCACAGGUAAUUACUAGUAAUUUCAGGUUAUCACAUUCAAUAUGAAUGCUAGUUUAGAUACUACUACAGUGUAGUUUGCAGGGCAUUCACUGAUGAUUUGUAGAAAGCUGUAUUUCUAUUCAUUUGUGUAUUUAGUGUAGACUGAAUGCGUUCCAGAUUAUUACUAUGUCUUGCUUUUUCAAAAGUAUUGUACAACACAAUGCAAUGAAAUUUUUAGAUGAUUUUGUAGAAUCAAAUGUUUCAAAGGGAAUGUUUUAUUUAAAAAGAUAAUACUCAUUUACAUUGUCUUGGUUUUAAAACUUCCAUUAUAUUGGUUGUACAAUGUAUAAGAUUGUACUGUUUGUAUCUAGAGAUUUUUCCUUGUAAAAUCAGGCAAGCAGUUAAAAAUUGCACUGAAAUCCAUUAUGUAAUUAUAAAGGCUGUUUUUCUUUCUUUCAUUUUUUAAAAAAAAAUAUUUUUAACAUUUAACAUUUCCCUGUUUCAAAUGCUGUUGCCUGAAUAAUUUCUUGUGAACAUGAGGGGGAAAAUCACGGAUUUCUUUCUUUCUUUUUCUUUUUAUUAUUAUUAUUAUUUUUUGUACCAACUUAGUAAUUAUGUAACACUUUACAUAAAGUCUAAUUUGAUUCACAGGUU